Sorghum bicolor (sorghum) is the source of this 1538-nucleotide messenger RNA. RefSeq names its product cyclic nucleotide-gated ion channel 18. The transcript has 4 exons. The record is from RefSeq and is a predicted model, not a curated record. Gene Ontology annotation, cellular component: membrane. NCBI's taxonomy places the organism in Eukaryota, Viridiplantae, Streptophyta, Magnoliopsida, Poales, Poaceae. The coding region runs from base 27 to 1538 and encodes 503 amino acids. Gene Ontology annotation, molecular function: voltage-gated potassium channel activity. Gene Ontology annotation, biological process: transmembrane transport; potassium ion transport.
CGUAGCUCCCGCGCGCGCAUGCAGCAAUGGCCGGCUUCAUCCACCGCCACAUUCUCCCGCCGUUCCGCCGGCCGCCGCUGCCAUUCUUCCGCCCGGCGCCCGGAUCGGCGUUGCCCGCGGGCCGCCGGCCAUGGACGCCCCGGCGCAUCCUGGACCCUGGCGACGACGCCGUGCUCCGGUGGUACCGCCUCUUCCUGGUGACCUGCCUGGUGGGGCUGUUCGUGGACCCGCUCUACUUCUACCUGCUGCACACGGAUGGGCUGGCGGCGUGCGUGUCCAUGGACAUGGGCAUCGGCGUGCUGGUGACUGCAGUGCGCACCUUCGCCGACCUCUUCUACCUGGCGCACAUGAUCCUCAAGUUCCGCAUCGCCUUCGUGGCGCCCAGCUCCCGCAUCUUCGGCCGUGGCGAGCUGGUGCGGGACCCCGACCAGAUCGCCAUUCGGUACCUCAAGAACGACUUCAUCAUCGACCUCGCCGCCAUGCUCCCGAUCCCGCAGAUGAUCAUCUGGUUUGUUAUACCCGCUGUGAGUACAUCCUCCGCCAAUCACAGCACCAACAACACGCUCUCCAUGAUCGUCUUGAUCCAGUACAUACCAAGAGUGUAUCUUAUAAUAUCCUUGAACUCCAAGAUUGUCAAGGCAAGUGGAGUGGUCACAAGAACGGCAUGGGCGGGGGCCGCCUACAACCUGCUUCUUUACACACUGGCAAGCCAUGUUCUUGGUGCUCUGUGGUAUCUGCUGUCCGUUGAGCGCCAGUACUCGUGCUGGAAGGAGGUAUGCACAAACGAGAACGGCACCACAGCGGAGAUGCCUAGGUGUUUCAUGAGCUUUCUGGACUGCAAAAGCAGGGAGAAUCCCAUACGCCAGACUUGGCAUAACCACAGCGCGAUUCAGAAGCAGUGCAUGCUUCCGGACGCCGAAUAUGACUACGGAUUGUUUGCUGAUGCGCUCAAUCUGGAUCGCAACGGGGUCGGCUUCAUCGAUAAGUACCUCUACUGCCUCUGGUGGGGGUUUCGGAACCUGAGCUCCUAUGGACAGAACUUGCAGAACAGCACCUACAAGGGCGAGACCGUCUUCUGCAUUCUCAUCUGCAUCAUGGGCCUCGUCUUCUUUUCCCACCUCAUCGGCAACAUGCAGACCUACCUGCAGUCCAUGACGGUGAGGCUGGAGGAGUGGCGGGUCAAGCGCCGGGACAUCGAGGAGUGGAUGCGCCACCGCCAGCUGCCGCCGGAGCUCCAGGAGCGCGUGCGCCGCUUCUUCCAGUACAAGUGGCUCGCCACGCGCGGCGUCGACGAGGAGUCCAUCCUCCAGUCGCUGCCGCUGGAUCUCCGGCGCGAGAUCCAGCGCCACCUCUGCCUGGCCCUCGUCCGCCGCGUGCCCUUCUUCUCGCAGAUGGACGAGCAGCUGCUGGACGCCAUCUGCGAGCGCCUCGUGUCGUCUCUCAGCACCAAGGACGCCUACAUCGUGCGGGAGGGCGACCCCGUCAGCGACAUGCUCUUCAUCAUCCGUGGCGAGCUGGAGAGGUCCCUCGAGGUGUGA